AUGACUUUGGCAGGGAGCGGGAAAUUUUUGCCCAUCCUUGCGCUCGUCGCGCUUGCCGCGCUGGUCGUUCCGCAGGCCGCUUUUGGCGCGGGCGCCAUAAGCGAGGGGUUCGUCAUCGGCGAGGUGCUCGACGAGAGCUGGGGCUGGUUUAUUGUAGUGGGCCUCGGCGCCGUGUUCGCGGUCGUGAUCUCAAUGGAGAUCAAGAUCGAGGAAAAGUACCUCGGCGUCACCAAGACUUCUGAGUGGUUCAACACCGCAGGAAGGGUGAUCAAGACCGGACUCACCGCGGCGGCGAUCGUGUCAGCCUGGACAUGGGCCGCCACGCUGCUGCAGUCAUCGACGGUAGCCUACCAGUACGGAGUCAGUGGGCCAUUCUGGUACGCAGCCGGUGCGUCCAUACAGGUCCUCCUGUUUGGCAUACUGGCAAUAGAGCUGAAGCGCAAGGCACCACAUGCGCACACGUUUCUAGAGAUCAUUAGAGCACGAUACGGUGACGGUGCCCACCGUGUCUUUUUGAUAUUCGCGCUGAUGACCAACAUGAUAGUGACCGCAAUGCUGCUUCUCGGCGGCGCGGCAGUGGUCAACGGCCUGACGGGCAUGGACAUCUCCCUUGCGGCGUUUCUGAUCCCCCUGGGGGUGAUGAUCUACACGCUGGUGGGGGGGCUCAAGGCCACCUUUGUUGCCGACUACAUGCACACCAUAAUCAUAUUCUCCGUGAUACUGAUCUUUGUCGCCACGGUGUACUUUAUCAGCCCGGUGACCGGGGGCAUCGAGGGGAUGUACGACAAGCUGGUCGAGGCUGCGCGAAUCAAUCCCGUGGAGGGCAACGCGGCCGGAGCCUACCUGACCAUGGCAUCCGUGGGAGGCCUGAUAUUUGGGAUCAUAAACAUAGUUGGAAACUUUGGAACCGUGUUUGUGGACCAGGCGUACUGGCAGAGGGCGAUCGCGGCCCAGCCGACGUCCACCGUCAAGGGCUUCCUCCUGGGGGGCGCCUGCUGGUUUGCGAUCCCGUUCACGCUUGCAACCACCAUGGGGCUUACCGCGGUGGCGCUUGGGGUGGAUCUCACCCCGGAGCAGGUCCAGCUGGGCCUGACCGUUCCGGCAGCCGCGACCGUGCUGAUGGGCGAGGUCGGCGCCGUUUUGGUGCUCACUAUGCUGUUCAUGGCCGUGACGUCGGCGGGAUCCGCCGAGCUCAUCGCGGUGUCGUCGCUAAUCACGUACGACGUGUACCGGACGUACAAGAACCCCAACGCCACCGGCAAGCAGCUGCUGCGCGUCUCCCGGGUAACGAUCGUGGGAUUCGGGCUCGGGAUGGGGGGCCUUGCCGUCGUGCUGCUGGGGCUGGGACUGAGCCUGGGAUUCGUCUACCUGGCGAUGGGCGUCCUCAUCGGCUCCGCCGUGAUACCGAUUGCGCUGACCAUAAUCUGGAAGGGCACCAACAAGUACGCCGCCACCAUAGGGGCCAUUGCGGGCCUGGCAGUGGCGCUGACCACCUGGGCCGGCGUUGCCGCCUCGCUGCCCGAGUUUGGCGGCGUCGUGUCCCUUGCGAGCCUUGGCCACAACUUCUCGAUGCUCUUUGGCAACAUAGCCGGGAUACUGACCGGCGGCGCGAUCGCAGUCUUCGGGAGCCUGAUAAAGCGCUCAAGCUUCGACUGGAAGCUGAUGAAGGAGAGGAUAAAGCUGGUGGAGAUGUCCCAGAAGGAGAUAAGCAAGCUGGACCAGGACGAGGAGGUGCUCAAGAAGGCGUUCAGGUUCAGCCUCAAGGGAGGCGGGCUGAUGACCAUCGUGCUGAUAAUAAUCUGGCCCCUGCCGCUCUUCUUUGCCAACUACGUCUUUGACCUCAGCUUCUUCUCCCUGUGGACCGGGAUCGCCGUCUGCUGGAUAUCUGCCGCGACCUUCUUCAUAGUCGGCCUGCCGAUAAUCGAGGCAAGGAAGGGAAUCGGUUCGGUGCUGAAAGGUAAUAAACCAGUAAUCGAAGAAGAGUAG
Molecule: messenger RNA, 1986 nt
Organism: Geodia barretti
Lineage: Eukaryota; Metazoa; Porifera; Demospongiae; Tetractinellida; Geodiidae
Source: the annotation of a GenBank genome assembly